CUCGGAUAUGAAUUUAGUGUUGGAAACAUGAUAAUGACUAUUACAUUGCUCUAUUUUGAGGCAAUGUUAACAGAUUUAUCACAAAUUGUGAAUGUUUUAUUCAACAGUGAUUUUUUCAUAAAAAAACUGCAAAAAACGCAUACAUAUUGCCUAUAUUCGUUCAUAUCCGCACUUUUCGUUCAUGUCCGCGGAUAUGAGUCAUAUACGUAUUUUAGACGGACCGCGUUAUGAUAAAUCAGCUUCUGUCACGAAGAAAAAUUGUAUGCACACGUUUUAAAGAUCCAGGAUUAUACUUUCAGUAAAUCGAUUGCAAUGACAACAACAGACAGGCUUGUGUUCUUCAUAAAUGGAAAGAAGGUAGUGGAACUUAAACCUGAUCCAGAGGCAACUUUGCUGCAGUAUCUCAGAAGAAGUUUGUUGUUGCCGGGAACCAAGGAAGGAUGUGGCCAUGGUGGUUGUGGGUCGUGCACUGUGAUGUUGUCACGCUUACAGCCUGGAAAGCGUAUUGUUCAUUACACAGUGAACGCCUGUCUGUUCCCGCUGUGUGCUGUACAUGGCAUUGCAGUGACAACAGUUGAAGGUGUGGGCAAUCCUAGGACUGGACUGCAUGAAAUACAGAAAUGCCUGGUGGUGUCUCAUGGACUCCAGUGUGGAUUCUGCACCCCAGGCUUUGUCCUGUCGGCUUUUUGUCUGCUGAGGAACAACGCCCAGCCCUCCAAGGAGGAUGUGGAGAGAGCCUUGGAAGGAAACCUCUGUAGAUGCACCGGGUAUCGGCCUAUAUUGGAUGCUCUGGCCCCAUUCACAAAGGAGGAUUGCAUCAUGGGAGACAACUGUUGUAAGAUAAAAAACGCAGAUCAGCAAGCUGGACAGUUUACUCAGGGUGUUGCCUCCCCUUCUAGUCUACAUGCUCAGGGUGUUGCCUCCCCUUUUAGUCUACAUGAAACACAAGUCCCGAUAUUUCCAUCAGAGCUACAGUUGUCAGAAGAGUUCAACACAACAGUGAGUUUCCAUGGCAACCAGUUCACAUGGAUCUCCCCAGUAACCCUGGCUGAACUGCUGACCCUCAAGGCCAAGUACCCUGCAGCCCCCAUAGUCAUGGGUAACACCACUGCAGCCCUGUCCCUAAAGCAAGGAAGGUUCAAGGGCUGCCCAGUGCUGCUGUAUGGCAUGAACGUGCCAGACCUGAAGAUGUUCGCCUGCACUGAUUCCCAGGUCAUCAUGGGAGCAGCUUUGACCAUUGCUGAACUUGGGGGUCAUCUCAAACUGUUGAUGAUUACUUUGGAAGUCUCUAGGCUGGGGCUAUUUUCAUCACCUAAAAGGAUCCGCCUCUCUUGUGUGAUGCAGCACAACGCACAUCGUUCAACUUAUACAUACUUUUGGAACAAGAAGCACGUAGAGUAUUUAGCCUGCAUACAGCACAUGGUGGAGAAGUAUGCCGCAGAUCAGAUCAGGAAUGUAGCUACCCUGGGUGGCAGCAUACUGUCAGGUCGUAACAACUCGGAUGUGCUCACUUUGUUCAUGGCAUUGGAAGCAACCCUAGUUCUUGCUUCAGUCAAUGGUGAACGAAUGGUACCUCUUGAUAACUACACUUUGAAUAGAGACGAAAUCAUUAAAACCAUCCUUAUUCCUUUCACUCACAAGACAUGCUUGACCUCAUUUGUCAAAGAGUCGACCCGGAGGACAUUUUCGCUGGCGACUGUCAACAGUGGAAUAAAACUUGUUCUUAAUGACGAUAAGACCAUUGAUAACCUCAGGAUCUCAUAUGGAGGAGUGUCUGAUACCACCAUGGUAGCCACUGGCGUUGGCAAAUUUGCAAAAAACAGACAACUGGAUUACCCCCUGUUUAAAGACGUGAUUGGCUGUAUAACAAGCUUGUGCAGUGAGAAUGGACAGACAGACGGGUACAAACCUUCCGUGGCAGCUGCUAUCUUCUUUAAAUUCUACAAUGCUGCACAAAGAAAACUGUACAAGAAGGUCAGACGUCCAGCAUGCAUUGUUGACUGCAUGUCCAUGGAGCCGUGUGUGGGCAGUCAGUACUACGACCCCUGCACAGAGCCCGGCCAGUCAGCAACCGACUCCCUAGGCAAGCCAGUACCCAACGUGUCCUCUGAGGACAUUGUCAGUGGGCAGGCCGUCUACGUUGAUGAUAUGCCCAGUCUCCCUGGUGAGCUGUUUUUAAGCCUUGUACUCAGUCGUCGUGCACAUGCAAAGAUCCUUAGUGUUGACCCUAGCGCAGCUCUUCAGGUCCCAGGUGUCCAUGGUUACCUUGACCACACGGACGUGCCUGGCAAAAAGGUCUUCGGAAAUGCUGCUGACGAAGAGAUAUUUGCCUCUGAAUAUGUGCUCUGUGUAGGUCAGACUGUUGGGGCAAUCCUGGCUGAGACCAGGGAGAUAGCAAGCAAGGCAUGCUUCCUGGUCAAGAUUGAAUAUGAAGAGCUCACCCCUAUCUUUACUAUAGAGGAAGCCAUUGAAGCGCAGUCAUUUUUUGGCAAGACAGGAAGGCUUCUGGAUGGAGAUGUUGAAACUGGCUUCAAGGAGUCGGACCAUAUUAUAACUGGAGACUAUGAGACUAGUCUACAGGAGCACUUCUACCUGGAACCACAGGCUGCGUUGGCUGUGCCGCGCAUGGAGAACAAUGAGUUCGACAUCUACUGCACCACACAGUACGGGGCGUUUGUGCAGGGCUCCAUAUGUGCAGCUCUUAACCUGCCGGCUAACAGAGUGAACGUUAGGACCCGCAGAUUGGGCGGGGCAUUUGGUGGUAAAGAGACUCGCAACAAUCUGGUAGCUCUACCAGCAGCUAUUGCUGCUCACAAGUACCGAAGGCCUGUUAGGGCUGUUUUACCAAGGGAAGUAGACAUGGAAAUAACAGGAAAAAGACACCCAUUUCUUGCAAGAUAUAAGGUCGGUGUGACCAGUUCUGGAAAGUUGAAAGCAGUAGAAAUGAAGAUGUACAACAAUGGUGGCUUCAGUGAAGAUGCGUCAGCGGCUGUGGGUUACGCAGCAUUGGAUGCUUUUACGAACUGCUACAGGAUUGAAAACGUAAACGUUGAGUCUUACGCGUGUCGUACAAACAUUCCGUCCAACACGGCGAUCAGAGGCUUUGGCCAGCCCCAGGGUAUCACCAUCAUGGAGGACAUCAUUUUCAAUGUGGCCUGCAACCUCAGGCUGUCCCAGGAAACGAUAAGGGAGGUUAACCUGUACCGUGAAGGGGAUAUGACCCCAUAUGGCAUGCUGCUAGAGAACUGCACAGUUCGGGAUCUCUGGGACCAGUGUAUGAAACAGAGUGGAUUUGUGACCAGGCUGAAAGCUGUCGAGGAAUUCAACAGAAAUAACCAAUGGAGGAAACGGGGUAUUUCAAUGACAACGGAAAAGUUUGGAGUUGGCUUACCACCACUCUUCUUGAACCAGGGUUCAGCUCUGGUGAGCAUCUACAAAGACGGGACGGUGCUUGUGACUCACUCUGGGGUCGAGAUGGGACAGGGACUCAACACCAAAAUGAUUCAGAUUGCCUCAAGAGCUCUGAACGUUCCCAUGGAGAAGAUUCACAUCAACGAGACGUCCACUGAGAGACUUCCCAACACUAUCAUGACUGGAGGCAGCACUGGCACAGAUGUCUGUGGGCCCGCAGUGCUGGAUGCAUGUACUACCCUGGUUGAACGUCUGGCGCCACUAAGGAAUGAGCAUCCAGACUGGCCGUGGGAAAAACUGGCUUUUGAAGCUUUCAUGCAGAGGGUAAAGCUUAUAGCCACUGGAUUCUCGAGGUGCCCGAAAGAGUGUGAUUAUAAUCGGGAGCAAAAACAAGGCCAACCCUACGACUACUUCACAUAUGGAGUGGUCUGUACAGAAGUGGAGAUAGAUGUACUCACUGGAGAGAACCAGGUGCUACAGACGGACAUUGUGUUUGACGUGGGAAAGAGUCUUAACCCGGCUAUUGACAUUGGACAGAUUGAGGGCGGGUUUGUACAGGGCCUGGGCAUGAUGACGAGUGAAGACAUCUCUGUGGAGUGCUCCACGGGUCGCAUGCAGCACUGCAGUCCUCUCAGUUACAAGGUGCCCAACGUACGCAGUGUGCCUCGCAGGUUCAAUGUGACUCUGAUGAAGAACCAUGACUUCAAGACGGUCGCUUAUUCGUCCAAGGGUGUAGGAGAGCCACCAUUGCUUCUCUCAGUGUCCGUUCUCAUGGCGAUCAAGGAGGCAGUGCUUGCAGCGCGGACACAGAUCGGCCUGACUGGCUACUUCCGGCUCACCUGCCCAGCAACGGUGCAGAAGAUACAGGCACUGUGCAGCAACCAGUUGGGGCGACUGUUGAAUUAAACGAUGCUUCAGUAGCUGUAAUAUUAACAGAUGCUUGGCAAUUUUGUGUUAGUAUGACUUACAGUAUUAUAUUUGGAAUAAAAUCCAACACUGAUAUGCAAAAUUGCCAUUUAUUUCCUGCUUUUUAAUGACGAGUAAAACUGUAAUAAACUUGCCUGCCAUUUGCUGGAUGUUUCAAUGCGUUUUGAGGUGGUGAAGGAUUUCAUAAUUGAAGCUUUUUGUGGUGGUGGAGAAAUAGUGCCAUUUUUAUGUCUGUUCUGCUAUUAUUUUAAGUGUAUUGCCGGUAUGCUCCCAUCGACUGGGAGGUCUUGACUUUGCACUUUACUGUCUGUUUGUCCUCAAGCUUUUGCUUAAAACGUUUGUUUAACUACUGGCUGGAUCUGGCUAAAACAAACAUAAGUGAAUUUCCCUAAUGUGUAGAUGAUCUUAAAUGAAGGAUUAAGGACUUUGUUGACUUUGGCAGAAUUUAUGAUCCUGUGUCUGAUUUUUAAACUUAAAUAAUCCCAUUAAGGUUAUGUUUUUAACUUCUCUUUUAUUGCAUGGUUGGUUUUGCUCAAACUUCCACAGUUAAAUAACCUUUAUUUGUACAUGGUCUUAAAGAAAUGUUUUUAGGCUGUGAUUUUUAGCUCGGCUUUUUUUUCGAGAAACAUUUUGUUAAGGUUUUGAACAUUGGCUCUAAAAUCAAAUUGCUUCAUCCUACUACUUUGAAACUUCAUAUGUAGAUGCACCUUGAUGAGUUCUACACGCCACACCCAUUUUUGGGUCACUAGGUCAAAGGUCAAGGUCACUGUGACCUUUAAAAAAAUAUAUUCUGACAAGCUUUCAUUUAUUCAAAACUGCACCCGUAGCCGAGCAUGGCACCCGUUAUGCGGUGCUCUUGUGUAAACUAUUAUUAUGGCCCUUUGAAUGAUUUUCCACUAUAGAAUACAUAGGUUUGUGUUUUUUACUCCUCAUUAUCUACUGGCUGUAUCUGGCUGAAUAUCACUCAAACUUUCUCAAGUGAACGUGUUUAAUGUGUAGAUAAUCGUAAAGGAAAAAAAAUUAGGCUGCAACAAGUCUCUGUACAAUUAUGAUUUGUCUGUUUUGUUUAUAUAUGGCUUAUAUCGUAAAAAAACUUUUUAAAGGGUAGGGGUCCUCUGUUUUGUCUAGGACAAAGCUAUUGUUUAUUGUUGAUUGGGUUGGCUGUUAUUUUCGAAAAUAUGUUGACUGGAAGGUUAUUAUUAUCAUUUAUGAAUGUAUGAAAGUAUAAUGUUGUUCUUUUUCUCAAAAUUAGCAUAUACAGCUAAGCAAUUAGAUAAUAUUCUUGCUUUUUACACCCAGGAUUACAGCUUCUUCCUGAUUUUUAGCUCAACUGUUUUCGGAGAAAACCAGAGGUAUUGUCAUAGCCAGCUUUUCGUCGUGUCGUUCGCGUCGUGCUAAAACCUAAACAUUUUGUCAAGGUUUUGAACAUUGGCUUUAAAAUCAAAAUGCUUCAACCUACAACUUUGAAACUUGGUAUGUAGCUGCACCUUGAUAAGUUCUACAUGACACUCCCAUUUUUAGGUCAAAGGUCAAGGUCACUGUGACCUCUAAAAAAAAAUAAUCUGACAAGCUUUCAUUUAUUCACAACUGCAACGGCAGCCGAGUGUGGCGCCCAUUAUGCGGUGCUCUUGUUGUAUUUCUAAGUAUCCUCCUUUUCACUGCUUUGGAUUGUGAUGCUUUGAGGUUUGUCUUGAGCUACAAUUGCAUUUUAAGUAUAUUUAGGCAGAGUGUGACAUUCUGGUAUAUGUUAACCCCCAAUACUUGGAUUGACUAUUCCAAGAUGGCGAAAUUAGUUUUAUGGUAUUAGUAAUUGUGCGUGUUUGUUUUCAAAUGUGAUGCCAUGGAAUUUUGUUUUUAGUAUUUGCUUGCAGUAAAUAUAUCAAUAGCCCCUAAUCAGUCGUUUCUCCAGCUUACACAGAUGUUUAUAUUAUUAAAUUGUUAUAAUCUUGUAUGAAGUUUAUUUGAUAUAUACAGUAAAUUGGAUAGAAUUUCUUUGUUUGAAUGGUGUAUACAGUACUCAUGUUAUUUGUUAUGUAUAGUCACAUUAAAGAACUUCCGCCCGCA
Messenger RNA from Dreissena polymorpha, 6402 nucleotides. Its product is annotated as xanthine dehydrogenase/oxidase-like. The coding region runs from base 313 to 4317 and encodes 1334 amino acids. Gene Ontology annotation, molecular function: 2 iron, 2 sulfur cluster binding; oxidoreductase activity; FAD binding. Lineage: Eukaryota; Metazoa; Mollusca; Bivalvia; Myida; Dreissenidae. The record is from RefSeq and is a predicted model, not a curated record. The transcript is spliced from 39 exons.